This is a messenger RNA of Stylophora pistillata, 7598 nucleotides long. RefSeq lists its product as uncharacterized. The record is from RefSeq and is a predicted model, not a curated record. Gene Ontology annotation, molecular function: RNA binding; SH3 domain binding. Gene Ontology annotation, cellular component: cytosol; membrane. Lineage: Eukaryota; Metazoa; Cnidaria; Anthozoa; Scleractinia; Pocilloporidae.
AUUUGAAAAUCACGACUGUUCGGUGGCCAAUUGUUAUGGAAAUUCUAGCAGUUUUAUGUUGACACGUCUAGUAACUUGAAGCCGCUCUCAAGACAUGAGGUAGAGUGUUGUUUGGAAUAGCAUGGCAAUUGACGUUAUUUUCGACCAAACACCAAAUACCAAAGCUCAUCUUUAAAGCUAGGAAGAUAUGGACGACGAAAUUGGUUACUGCGAUUACAGCUGCGAAUUAUGCAGCUUGGAUUUCACGACUAGACGAGAGCUAGAGGAGCAAACUUGGUCCAUACUUCACAAUACAAACCUAAGCAGGAAAAAGGGAAGAGAUUGCAAGCAUCCAUGUAGCUUGUGCAAACGGGAAUUUACAAGCCUUUCCGAAUUUAAAAGUCACUUGCAUGGUGACAGUCACCAGGAGAAGGUACACAAAUGGCAGAAAGAGCACCACCAUGAGUUGAGCCCAGAUAAAGAGCACUUAGAAAGUUCAGACAAAGAAAAACUUCAGAAGUCAGAAAAACACAAACCACAGAUCCCAGAAAAACAGAAACUGGAGAGAAAACCGCAAGGAAAAGAAGAAGGAGAACUGUCUGAUUGGGCUGCAGAUGAUUUGACAGGUGUAAACACUUUUGAGAAUUACUUGAGUGAUCCAGGCGGGGAAGCAAUCAUGAAUGGCUAUGGUAGGAGCCAUCAGCCUCCAUGUGGUAGGAGCCAUCAGCCUCCAUAUGGGGGUUAUCCUGGCCAGAGUCCACCAAGAGGAAUACCGAGUCUGUUGGACCCACACUUGCUUCCAGCUGGUCGUGCAGGGGAGUAUGGAUUUUACUAUCAGGAAGAAGAGAUGAGAAGGGGUAGAGGGCCCAACCCGCCAUGGCCUCAUGAUGCAAAUGACGGCUGCCCAGUUUGGAAUGGUUUUGACAAUGAACGGGAUUUCAGAGAGCCUUCAUACAUCCCUGAAUAUGCUAGAAUGAAUCAUUCAAGGAACUAUGAUAGCAGCUUUUCAGAUAAUUAUCCUCCAGGCCGUAAACGAAGGGUAUUUGAUGAAAGACAACCUGGUGAUCUGAGGGACAGAAUCAGUGGACGUGGGAGUACUUCGUCGCAAUCAUUUCAUGAAGAACGUCCGAGGGUAAGAAGUGUGGUUGAAUCGAGUUUUACGACUUCCAGAGAAAAUGAUGAACGAACUUAUUCGAGACAAAAUAGGAGAAAGGGUCUUGAUAAUCGAAGCCAAAGGGAAUCCCCACCCCGCACACAGGAUCCAGGAGGACGAAAGACCUCACAAGACAACAGAGACAAAGACUUCAAAGAAGGGUCACAAGGAAAAACAAGUCCUUCUUCAGAGAGUCUUAGUGGGAAAAGUGCAAGGAAGAGUAAACCACGUAAACUGACUCGAGCAGAAGAACAGAACAAAGAUGUCCCUAUUAGUAAGAAUAGUUCUUCAAAAAACGUUGAGGUCAACUCUCAUUCACCAAAGGGUAAGGAGUUAGAAGGAAAGAACAGCGAUGGGAACAAAACAAUGGAUGAGGAGAAAGAUCAGACCAAAUCUGGGGCUUCCUCUCAGCAAGUUAAAGGAAACAGGAAUGGGAAAUCAACCAUGGAUUUCAAGGACUCGAUUACCGAAAAGCCCGAAGCGAGAAAAGGUGAUCGGGGUGCCAAACAAAACACCGCAUCAACAACCACAACGGGGUCAACUUCAUCUGUUAAAGGGGAUACGCUAUCUUCAGCUAAAGGAGCUCGAGAUUUGUCCUCGCCACCCAUAAAAGGAGAACCUUCUUUGUCAGAAAACAAUAGUGCUAGUCCAUUAUCUUCCAAAAUGGACUCCUCGUCAGCUGCUGCCACUUUGCUGUCAGUCAAAGGGAAUUCUUCUUCAUCAGUGAAGGAGGGUUUUUCUGUGUUGACAAAAAUUAGUGCAACUUUACAAUUGAAAGAGAGUUCCAUCAUAACAGCCAUAAAGGAGUCUUCCCUUCAAACCAGAGGAGCCUUAUCUGCAUCCAACAACCCACAAUCCUCUUUAGCAACCAAUGGGAAAUCCUCACUGCCAACAGAAACCUCUGCGCCAGCCCUCGCUAGAGAAGCAACGAUUGAAAAGACGGUAGAAAAUCCUGCUCCAAAAACUUCAGACGAAUCCCUGAAAUCGAUCAAAAAUGGUAAAGAAGUAGUGACGGUUGCUCAUGGGAAGGUAAAUUCGGUUGCAUUUCUUGAUAAGCAAACGAGUCAGUCUCAGGAUUUCAAGAAAGCAGGAAAGAAAUGUGCAUUUUCUUCGUUAUCUGCAAGAGGCCAAAAAGAAUUUGGUUUGAAUGUAAAUGAACAGUCACAAUCACUCUUAUCUUUGAGCAAAGACAACGAGGGUUACUCGACUAAUUGUGCUGAUGAGACAAGUAACUUAUUGCAAGAGAGCAAAAAAGAAAAAACAGCCAAUAACCAAGGAAGAAACAGUUCGAAAGAAAGCGAACAAGUGAAUAAAUUAUCAACCAUUUCAGCAGUUGCUUCCUUGCCAUGGGAAAAGCGAGAAGAACAACUUAGAGCUUUGCUCGGUAUAAAGAAAGAGCCUAAAGACUUGGAGGACCAGAACACCAUUGCAUUCCCAGUGUCCAGGGUGACAUCGUCGUCGAGUGAGGAAAAUGUUACCAUCUCCACCGGCAGUGCAUCCACUGUGAACAGCUCAACUUCUUCUCCAAGUAAAUCCAACAGCUCAAGGGGUGUCCCUGUUUUCUCCCAGUUACCGUUCUGUCAGUCGCAGUGCAGUAUUGUUCACAUUGACGGAACACCAUGUGGUGCAGUCGCUGAGAACAAAUACUGUCCAUAUCAUCAACGAGUGUUUAAAAGGGAAGAGGGAAAUACCAAUCAGCAAAAUCGUGGCGCGAGAGGGAACCAGUGCAAGGGAAAUGAGGGUGAGUCUGAUUCGUUAAGGAAGAUUGUGGAUGAUCGCCAAAAUGGUGCGCAAAUCUUUAGACCAAUAACUCCCCCAUGUCAUCCGCCGCAGCGUCUUGGUUUGGACGGUGGUAAGAUCCAUGAUAAACAGGACAACAACCGAAGUGAGGGCGGCAGGAAUGCUCCGACGAGGUCUAGAGAAAACGAUCUUAAUUCAGAGGUGCCCCACGCAGAGUCCCGAGUCUCACGUGACCCUGUUGGAACAAUUGAUCUCAACUCUACUGUUCAAGGAGUGCCAAGGACCUUAUUUCCACACGAGUCUUUGGCAAAUGGAAGGAGUGGACCAAACAUUGACUCGAGCGAUAGGGUACCGACGAAGCCUCUGGGUAUCACACUGGAAGCUGCAACAACGUCAGAUACCGGUAUUGAUUUGAGUGGCACUGUGCCGAACCUUGAAGAGUUACUUGCGCUUCAUGGAUCUUCGGCAGAUGAAACCGAUGGUCCAAAAAUUGAUCUUUACAAAACUGGACCGAAGCAUGAUCAAUCUUGGAACCAACAGCGAUUGAAAGCUAAUACAAGGCCAACAGUCGAUCCUAGUUUAACUGCACCUUACCAUGGUGCGGCAGUGGGUGGAUCGUCUAAUGCAGCUAAUAGUGACCUGAAUGAGACCAUAGCCCUGACAGGAAGUUCACGAGCACCUCUGGAUAGCUUGAGGCACAAAAAUCAUCAAGCGGCAGAGGACGACAGACUUGGACAUCCGUCUGGUGCAAGUAUGCUUCCGAACUCAAAUGCUGACACGGAAAUGAUUGAUUUGAACUUAAGCACCAAGCUUCUCGGGGUUCCUCAUUCCGUUGUAAAUCCUUUCAAUACUAGACCAGAUAGAGAAAUGUCCAAAUCGCCGUCCGAACUUUCCACUAAAUCCUCCCAAUUAGCUUCUCGCAUCCAUUCUCCAUCACCUCAAGGCUCAAACGUUUGUACGUCACCUCUGUUACGUGGUCAGUCUCCAUCUCCUACGAUUUCGCUUCCAAAUUAUUCUCUUGAUCUGUCAAGGUUUAAUCUUCCUCCAGCAGUCCGCAAAGCUUUAGCUGAUCGUUACAAUAGCAAAAAAGUGUUGAGUGCUGCCAGUGGCUCAACGGUUGAGUCUUCUGAUGGUCGUAGAUCUCAUCCACUGUUCACAGACUCAACAAGAACUGAUGAUCAGAUUGAUAAAGGGAGAAAAUUAUCUCCCUUACCUGCGAGACUUCGCAGUAGAGGGCAAAGGAGUGUUAGUUUAGACUCGCCUUUGGUUAGGAAAGAAAAUUUGCACGGAGAAGGCUCUUCACGAGCAGCAUUUCUUGAACGAGGAAACUUUUGUGAUAAGAAUCGGUUUCUCAAUAGGCCUUCAAGCGAGACAAGCGAAGGACGUGAAAAGACUAGUUUGAUUUCAUCAGGCCAUAAUAUAGGAGGCUUGUUCAAAAGGUCAGGUGUUAUGUUACCCUCAACGAAUGCAUUACCUUUAGGUACACAAGCUGCUACUGCAAAAGAGGAUACAAAUGAACUUCAUCGUCGAGGGCUUAUUGAUUUGAGCUCGACCUCAUACUUCGAAGAAAUACCAGGGACUUCUGUCAACCAGGGUAGAUCACUGGCAGCGACCAGACCUACUAUUGAUAAUUCAAAGUCACCUUUCAGACCUUCAGUACUUCAAGAUCGAGGCCUGAUCGAUUUAAAUACCAGCAUGGAGCUUGGCAUUAGGGAGGCAGCCAGUCCAGGGACCCUUUCAGUAAUAAAGCGUAAGCGAGUAAAUUCCACAGAAGGAUCUGAAAGUUCCUCAAGUUCAUCAAGUGAACAGCUGAUUAAACGACUGAAACAAGAACAAGCGAUUGCUAAAGAGAACACUGCAGCCACCUACCGGCCAGGAAUAAAUGUUCAAGAACUACUGACGAUCGAACGAGAAGAGCAAAAUCAGCUGCAGAAUUUGCAUGCAGUGCAAUCAAGAUUAAAAUCUGUUCGCUCGCAUAUUCAGAAAUUAUGUACGGAACUGGAUUCUCUUAGCAGUGAGGAACAAAAAAUUACUCUCAAGAUGGGAGAGCUACGUAAUCAGAGACUGAGUAUUCUCGAAAAUGCUUGUUACGAAAGGCAAGUGCCAACGACUAGGACUGAAAUAGUAACGAGAGAACUUAGUGUAUCUACCGCUGAUGGUAAGGAAUCAUUGUCUUUUUCUUCUGAGUCUGGUAAAAGUGACACCUCAAACCUUAGUUAUUCUGCUUGGCAAAAUAAAUGUCAGGACAAUGUUUCAGUCGUCAAAGAUAAGAUUCAUCGGGGGCCUUAUAACAAGGAGGCGGAAGAGGAGGUUUAUAGCAGUGACAAUACUUCCCGUGCCAGAGACAAAGAACCCUUGCUAAAUGAAAGUAAUUUUAGCGGUGGACGUAUUGGGACUGCAACUAACUUUGUUUCGACAGGCGAAAUUCACCGCCAAAAACUACCUCAUCAAAAAGUUUUAAAGAAGCUUAACGUCGCGAAGCAAGCGGAAUCAUCAAAACAAGAGAUCAGUUUUAUUGAAGGGGCUAAGAAUAUCAUAUCGUCAGGGGUUCAAAUAAGCGUUAAAGCUGCGUGCAGUGAACCUGCCGAAGAGACCUCGGACAUGCAUAAAAAAAGUGACACCAACAGUUUUGGCAUAGAUCUUGGGCUUGGUGCCGUUCGUGGUUCAGGAAACCUUGGGAAUGCACCUAUGCAUAAUCCAAGUGGAGCAAACAACGACAACGAAGCGAGAGAAGGUCUUGUGAAGAAAGUGAAACCAAUUUAUCAUCCAGAGAAAGCGCCAUUUAGGAAAAAGAGCAGUUCAGAUGUUAGUAUCUCCAAGACCUUUGAGGCGAAUAGAAAGAAAAUACAGUCAGUGCGAGAAAACAUGGAGCGCUGGAAAUGUCAAGAGGAAAGUGAAGGUUUGCGUGAAUCAAAUGAUAACGAAACUAAAAAACAGACCAGCUCGUCCAGGUCACAAAGUGCAGAGAAUCACCAUAAUUCAAAUAUAGUGGAGGAGGAAUGUUUACCUCGUAAAUUGGUUAUUCACGAAAAGAACGCGUCCAGAAAGACGACGAAAGAGCUGAAAAAAUCAAGUCUCUUCCAAUCGAAGAAGAAAAACCCCAAGGAGGUACAAAAAAACAAAUUGAACAAAACGCAACUUAGAGAGAAAGAGAAAGCCAAUAAAACUGACGCUAUUCCUGUCAAACGACGUAAGAUGGCGGACACUUCGUGCAACAAAUCCUCCACCUUUCCAUUGAAGGAGAAACCUGUAUCCAAAAUUAAGAAUCAAGUUGGGAGUGCCGCGGCUCACACGACCACAACUGACCUGGAAGGACCUGGAUCCGAAGAAAGAAGCCACACGGAAGAUGAAAUUCCAACACGAGAUGUGGAUAGCCAGUCAGGGAAUAUGAAAUCCAGCCGUCCUAGUCAUCUAAAAAUUCCUUCCUCAACUGUUGAGUCGCUUAAGAAGAGUUUGCAGAACCCAAAAGAUGGGAGAUUCCGUGGUGUACUGGCGACCAAGUUUCCCGGACACACUGGAGCUGUCUGCGGGUUAAGGGUACACAAUGGCUAUCUGUUUACUUGUUCCACCGAUAAAACUACGAGAUCAUUCAACAUUCAGACAGGGGAAUGUGUCAAAAUGUAUCAAGGGCAUCACCUAGCUGUCAACUGCAUUGAGGUUUCUGCGGACAACGACAGAUUAUUCACCGGAUCCAAUGACCAAACUGUCAGGAGCUACAACAUAAAGAGUGGCAACUGCACCCACAGGUUUACUUUUGAUGGUCGUGUUAUGUGUCUUCAAGCCGCUUUUGAUCUUCUGUUUGUUGGACUCAGUACUGGUGUUGUAGCCUCCAUCGACUUGGUGAAUAACAUAUGCCAAGAGCGCCUCCAUUGCCAUGAGCCCCGUGGAGUUAGCUGUCUUGCAACAGCUACUGAAGGACAGCGAAAGCUUUUGUGCUCUGGUUCAUUUGAUUCAACUAUUGCUAUCAGAGAUUGCAAGACUGGUCUUCUCGUUCGGACACUCUAUGAUCACAGCAUGACUGUUUUAUGUAUUCAGGUUGUGGAGAAUAUUUUAUACAGUGGAUCUGCUGAUAUGAAAGUUCAGGCUCAUAACUUGAAUACUGGAGAGCUUCUGAGAAGCUUCGACGGUCAUCCAAUGAGUGUCAGCGGACUUCAAAUUAUCGGCAAUGUUUUAGUGACGUCAUGUUUGGAUAAACUUAUUCGUUGCUAUGACCUCACAUCGGCAGAUCUUCUUCAAGUGUAUGGUGGUCAGAUGGACAUGAUUUUCUCAGUACACGUUAACAAUGGAAGGAUUUACAGCGGAGCACGUGAUGGGUCUGUUGUGGCUGUAAAACUGGAUUUACGUGUUUACCAUGCUUGCAAGUGGCGAGACUGUGAUCUCAAUUUUGGUGUAGUCACGCACCUUAAGAAUCACCUUCGAGAACAUCACGUCGUGGAAGAAGGCUCUGUUGAAGAGUGUCACUGGGCCGAGUGUGGACACGAGUUCUCAGCCGAUGACGACAUUUCGACUGUUCUUAACCAUGUGCUGGGUCAUGUGGUAGCACGAACAGCCAGAAAAUCAGUGAAUUGAGCAAUCAGCUUUCUUUUUUGUGUUUUUGUGACUUGUUUCUUAACUUGAAAACUGUAUCAUUACACGGUUUAACCCUAAAACCUCGUUUUAUUGUCGAAGCAAUGAUAUUUCGCUAUUGCGAAGAAAAAUUUUUAAAUAAAAAUGAGUUGAAAACGUG